GGACGAAAUUCCAUCUUUGAGAUCAUUUGUUGAGCAUAGAGUCCUGCCCAAAUCUGCCUAUGACCCAGCUUGGAGAAUACAUCGACUCCAUAGCAACCAGUGUUUGUCUCAGUGCAUGUAAAUUUUAGUGAAGAAAAUAAUCGAACAUGAUUUCCUUCUGAGACGGCAGAGUUGAAAAGCCAAUCACAGACCUAUCUCUUGGAAAUAUUAAAAUGGACCUUCAAAAAUGCUAGGUUUACAAUGAGAAAUGUUAUAAUUCAGUGCUUACUCUGUGCCUCCGUGACAUUCGGCAUCUGGAUAGCCGUCUUUAGUAUUUAUCUUCGUUACAAUCAUGUGAAGAAGCAAGCGAAGAUCCAGGAAAAAGGAAAUCCGUUCAUCUGGUCGCUUGGAGAAAAACUGCAAAGUAAACCUGACUCAGUGCACAUCCCGAGAGCUUACAACGUAAGAGUGGAGAGGCAAAGUGAGGAUGAGCCUGCAGAACCGAAGUUGUUGCUAAGAUUAGGUGAGAAUUUUAACUAUUCAAGCCCAGAACUUAUGCAUGGAUAUUCAACAUAUGGAUUUAAUCCCAUUAUCAGUAAAAACUUGGGCCACUACAGAAACGUGCCAGAUACCAGGAAUGUCAUGUGUCGGAAAAAAACAUACCCAGCCAAACUACCUACUGCCAGCAUCAUCAUUUGUUUCCACAAUGAAGAAUUUAGUGCCUUGUUUCGAACACUGUCCAGCAUCAUGACCCUCACUUCACAGUAUAUUCUUGAAGAAAUUAUUUUGGUAGAUGACAUGAGUGAUUUUGAUGAUUUGAAAGAGAAACUCGACUAUCACUUGGAAAUUUUUCGAGGAAAGAUUAAAUUAAUAAGAAACAAAAAGAGAGAGGGGCUGAUUCGAGCAAGGAUGACCGGAGCGUCCCAUGCUUCAGGGGACGUUCUAGUGUUUCUGGAUAGCCACUGUGAGGUGAAUAAAGUCUGGCUGGAGCCCUUGCUGAAUGCCGUUGCCAAGGACCCCAAAAUGGUGGUGUGUCCUCUGAUAGAUGUCAUUGAUUACUUGUCCCUGGAAUACCAGCCCUCUCCUAUUGUGAGAGGAGCUUUCAACUGGCAUCUGGAAUUUAAAUGGGAUCAUGUUUUCUCUUAUGAGAUCGAGGGACCGGAAGGACCCACUACACCUAUCCGGUCACCUGCAAUGCCUGGAGGAAUUUUUGCUAUAAGUAGGCAUUAUUUUAAUGAAAUUGGACAGUACGACAAGGGCAUGAAUCUGUGGGGAGGAGAAAACCUGGAACUUUCACUAAGGAUCUGGAUGUGUGGAGGCCAGCUCUAUGUAAUCCCCUGCUCUCGAGUUGGACACAUCAAUAGGCAACACAUGACAAACCACUCUGAAGUUAUAAAAGCCAUGGAAUAUAACAAUCUCAGACUGGUACACAUUUGGCUAGAUGAAUACAAGGAACAGUUUUUUCUACGAAGACCCGCUCUGAAGUCUGCUGCCUAUGGAAACAUCAGUGAGCGUGUUGAGUUAAGGAAACGAUUGGGUUGCAAGUCAUUUCAGUGGUAUUUGGAUACUAUCUUCCCAGAAUUGGAGGCAUCUGAGAUAAUCUCAUGAGAGGAAUACCAGUCGUUUUCAUUA
Cervus elaphus (red deer) is the source of this 1611-nucleotide messenger RNA. RefSeq names its product polypeptide N-acetylgalactosaminyltransferase like 5 (gene GALNTL5). The record is from RefSeq and is a predicted model, not a curated record. Gene Ontology annotation, biological process: spermatid development. Gene Ontology annotation, cellular component: Golgi apparatus. The transcript is spliced from 10 exons. Lineage: Eukaryota; Metazoa; Chordata; Mammalia; Artiodactyla; Cervidae. The coding region runs from base 241 to 1587 and encodes 448 amino acids.